Molecule: messenger RNA, 327 nt
Organism: Trypanosoma rangeli
Lineage: Eukaryota; Euglenozoa; Kinetoplastea; Trypanosomatida; Trypanosomatidae
Exons: 1
Coding region: 1-327 (108 amino acids)
Source: RefSeq, a predicted model, not a curated record
AUGCCGCAGCACAGGGCCCCUUCAAAUACGCGUUACACAGUCCACUUGAACGAUACCCGCGAUCCCUCACGGAGUCGUUUAUCACCCACCGCACCACAGACCCGUGGGGACGGAUUCAGACCAGCAUCCCCCACCAAAGCUAGCCGCUCCAAAAGUGUGCUGCUAUCAAAAGGCGCAAGUGGCGCUGGUAAAGAAAAAACUCCCGAUUCAAUGCGAUCCAAUGCGUCCCGUAGAAAAGUCAUUUCCCGCAACUGCGCGCCUAAAGUGUCCUCUAACACGGCACAGUUUGCUCGAGCUGUCACUGCAGCCUCCCUCUCAUGCGCGUAG